Molecule: messenger RNA, 3772 nt
Organism: Anopheles funestus (African malaria mosquito)
Lineage: Eukaryota; Metazoa; Arthropoda; Insecta; Diptera; Culicidae
Exons: 2
Coding region: 2791-3552 (253 amino acids)
Source: RefSeq, a predicted model, not a curated record
ACACCAAACUGACUAUUUUUGGUUAAAGAAAGGUAAUAAAAAAAUCAAAUCUUAAAACACUUAAAUUUAUCUCUUCUCAUUUCCCGGUUCACCGAACACUUAUGCAUAAUAAGGUAAGCCAGAUGGAAACGACCACCACCGUACGAUAGUGUAGCCGUAUUGUAAUUUGUACUAUUCACUUUUAUUUGGUUUAAUUCCAACUUUAAACUAUAAUACCUGAAGCACGACACACAGCAGUGCACCACUAGCAAAAAGCCCCAAACCAUUAAGGCGAAGGCGUACCUCCAUAAGUUCUCGGCACCGCAAAAUGUUUGUGACUUUGGCCAAGAUUUUACCACAUCCAGCGCCAACCGACCUACACACACACACACACACAUCGGUGGAUAGCAUCCGGAGCGAUGUUUGUAGCUUUCGUGGUGGAUAACGACGGGCAAUAACCGUUAUCAUUUAUUCCAUUAUGGAAAUAUUUAAAUAGGAUUUUAUAAAAAAAACCCAGCUAUUCGCUAGGUUUCAAAACGGGAAAUGAACCAAAACUACCCUAGAAGGCACGCAGUGGUCGGUUUUUGGGGUGCGGUUUGUUGUGUGAUUGUCAUGAGUACUGGUACACCAUUUGCGUUACUAAUGCUACAACCUGGUGUGGUUUAGCUAGUUCGGGCUAAAUGCUGGUGCAAAAUAAGCAUUCGGUGUUGCAUCGUACUAGCAGCAACAGCAGAAGCAGCAGGGAUAAGAAAAACCACAGUCCCGGUCACUAGCUGCACUUAGCUGCACGGUUACUACCCUUAGAUGUUAUGCGCUUUCUUGCCGGCGACGACUAAAGACGUCGGAGCUUUUUAUCGUUACUGGAACUAGGGACCUUUUUCCAUCAGUUUACAGGAUGCCUUAUUUUCUUUUUUCUAGCUGUUUUACAGACCGAGUGGAAAGUUCAUAUACUAAUCCUGCCUUAGCAGCACCUGCCUGGGAGAUGAUUGUCAGUAUUAGUAAAUGGUCGACAAUAGUGCAAGGACGUUGAUAGUUUCUGGGAAAAAUUGCAAAAAAACAUAACUAAAACUGGAACAGGGACGCUCUGUUGUCGUUUCAAGCUUGAACGAGAAGUCAGCAAAUGGACAUUAAGUAGGGAGAGGAGUUUUUUAUAAGUGAAGAGUUACUUUACUGCUUUUGAGUGUAAAAGGAUAGAAAAACGCCAUGUUUAAUUUACACUCUCAAAGUAAGGCACUUUGAACUUCUUUCUACAUCACAUCUUCUGCUUGAUGCGGGGAAUACAAUUCAGAAAGAUUAGGAGAUGCAUUUCAGGUAAUGUCCGGAAUGGAAAUUGUUGGUUGUGUCUUAAGUCGUGUCCAAGAAUUAUGAUAAAUAAGAAUACUUUGCCUCAAAAUACAUCACUUUAACGAUUCUUGCUUCUCUUGCAAGAGUCGCAUGGGUUUUACUCAUUUUUUCUUCCAAUAUCCCAAGGAACUUCCCAAAAAAGCUCUCCAAAAAACUUAUUCCUACUUCGUGCUGUAUAACGCAUAGCACUUCUUCAACAUUCAAUUUCUUAUCGAUCGAUGUUUGGUCUAAAUUUAGCUUUAAUAACGUAAUGGUGCACUGUAACCGGAGUCCUUCAUUUUCGUGCCCAUAUCACUUACAGCAUGUUGAGCCUAAUUGACUCUAAACCGGGUGCCCUACAGGCAAUGGCGACGGUUUACGAUGCUGACCGAUCCAUCCCGGGGCCGGUUCAAUUGCUGCUGGGAUGCUGCUCUCCCUCUCUCAGGAUAAGUUUGGAUGGACGGUCCGAAGCAUCAGGCACCAAAACCGAGCACACAUUUUUAUUGUUUCUCGUAAUGUCCAUCACUGGCAAUGCUUUCCAACACACACACACACACACACACCCAAUUUGAUGCUCUAGCUUCACGUUAAUCGCCAGCAAAAGGUAUCGUUUUACGGUUGUGCGCUAUGGAUUCCAGUCCAUUAAAAACAAAUUGCCUUAAGUAAACAUUUGAAUUACGAGCUUACGAGGGUGGAGAUGGGUUCCGUUGUUGGAUCUCAUCAAAGACUCGUGCAAUGACAUCCACGAGGGGUUUACUGGGGUGUUGUGUUUUUUUUUGCUUCCUCUCCCUAUGGAUAUAUUUUGGCCCUUAUAUUACAGACACAGAGAAAACACCCCAGAACCAUUGUGUCUAGCGUGAUAAGACAUUUUUUCUUUCGUACAGGGCGCAUUGUCCCGAAGUACUGAGGCGAAAAAGUUGCAGAUGAUACGGAAGUGUGCGCACUGUUCUACUAUUCCGUGUUAUGCCCAUGAUGUAAAACUGACGAAAUGAUAACCUGCAGCUAUGUACAUAUGUUUUACGUCCGUCCGCACUGUUUUCGUUUUUUCAUGCAAAUCAUUGCAUUCGAGCAGUUUCAUUACAAGAUUGGGUACAUCGCGUCUGGAUAUUGUCUAGUCUUUGUGGUUUGCUUUUAGGGUUCAAACUUGGUUCACUUCAAACGAUGAGUCAGCAGCGUACAGACGGGUGGCACUUAUGGAGAGGUGUAUAAUUACACAAAGAUUGGGGCCGUCAAAGUAGGCACGGUUAAGGAUUUCCAUCGUGACGUGUAUACACCUACCAUCAGCAUGAGAGCGAUGCCAACUGGGACCAUAAAUUACAGCACAAGCUCGAUACCUCUAUGAGAUAGUAUAGCGAGGCUGUUGCGAUAUUAUUGAGUAAUCGUUUUAUCGGUUGUUUUACUCACACUUGUACAGGGUGCGCGUUCCGCACAGUGUGGGUUUUGUGGCAGUGUCGGGACAAAAGGAGAUUUUGGCUGUCUUGCAAAGUCAUGCUAGAAAUUGCCGCGGGAACGAGUGGCCGUGCCGAACAAGAUCGUACCCGGCGAAAGCAGGAAAAGCAGGCCUUUCUUGGCAUGAAGCUGGUGGAAACCACAAUUUGUUCUUUUUCUCGGCACCGUGUGGUUCAUUGCGCUGCUGGUAACGGUGUACGAUGUGGCGCGUUUGCUGUUGGACGUCGCGGUGCGAAGAUUUGCUGCCUGAUUUGCGCCGGUCUGCACAUCCAAGGGUUCCUGCACUAUCCGGAACCAUUUCCCCACGAGAUGUUGUUUUGUGGUUUGUACGCAAGCUACUUUUUGAUCUCGUUCUAUUCGUGGCUGUUUCUACGGUUGGAUUGCUGUCCGCUGAACUACACGGUCGAAGCGAUCGUGUCCGGUGUUGGAUUCUUGCUGUUCGUCGUUUCCGCAUUCGUUUCGAUGUAUCACGCCGAACGGGACAUCCAUCUGCAGUACCUGACGGACGAGGAGGAAUGGUAUCAUCAGUUUUUUGCUUACCUCCGAUUACAAAGCUUGGGCGCGAUAAUUACGGCACAAAUGUUUCUCGUGCACUGUUCGCUGGCGUUGGAUUUGGCUGGGUUGCUUGACCGUUGGUUUGGUGGACUUGCUGGUCGCCGGUCGGUGGCUGAAGGUGGUUCGGUGGAAGGUGAUGUAAAGGCGAAUGAACGGUUGCAAAUCAACCCAUUCUGGAUGCCAGCAUUCGAAGCGAUUAGGAAGCGACUUCCGUGCGAAUGUUGGAAGCCUGAAUCGGGUGGUUAAAAAGCAUAAAUUAAGUAACUCAUCGAAGAUUGAUGGAAGUUUUUAUUAAAAAUUGGUUUAUCACAGCUUAAGAAGAAAUACAAUUUUGUGGGAUCCAAUUUUUUUCCUGUCCUUAAGGAUGCAAGGGUAUCCCUACUAAUGCAAUUUUCUUGAUUGAUGUUUUUGUAUAAAAUUUAUAAUGAUUAAAAACUUUCGUUUUGUACAAAAAAAAAGACAAUGA